Messenger RNA from Varanus komodoensis (Komodo dragon), 7313 nucleotides. It is a transcript of the gene LPIN3, whose product is annotated as lipin 3. Gene Ontology annotation, biological process: triglyceride biosynthetic process; cellular response to insulin stimulus; fatty acid catabolic process. Bases 4272 to 6986 code for a protein of 904 amino acids. Gene Ontology annotation, cellular component: nucleus. Gene Ontology annotation, molecular function: phosphatidate phosphatase activity; transcription coactivator activity. The transcript has 21 exons. The record is from RefSeq and is a predicted model, not a curated record. NCBI's taxonomy places the organism in Eukaryota, Metazoa, Chordata, Lepidosauria, Squamata, Varanidae.
UUGGGUGGGUGGUUGCUUGUGCUUGCAUAUGGAAGAGGCAAAUAAAGAGAAAUAUUUAAGGAGAAGGGGUAAUAGUUGGUAGAAUAUAAAACAUUCAAUUCUGUUCCCUUCCUAAACCCUUUAGGAAAGGGUUUAUUUGUUUGUUUAAAAAAAUCAUAAUCUCUGACCAGUGAUUUCCCAGAAACAGUAAGCAUAUGAGUGAAAGUGACGCAAGACCCUAACACAUGCUCUUUCCAUCUGGGAUUGGCAACCCACUCAAACAUUUCCAAUUCCCAAGAACCUCUCUAGUCAGCUACGUGCAAAUAUGAGGUCCUUGAGUCCAGGAAGGACAUGCCUGCCUAAACUAUAAAUGCAUGUCUUUCUGAACACUUGAUUAUAGCAUUCUUGCUAUCUGAGACAUAUCAGUUCUGGUCCUCAGCAUUACAGGAAACAAAAAACAAUGUUUUAAGUUAGGAUGAGAGUAUCCGGCCAUGGCUUUGGACUCUUGCUACAAAUUCUUCAGGAGUAGUGAGUUGAUACUAUUGCUUUCUUCAUCAACUGUAUAACAUCUUUAGCCCACAAGCUAGAAGCCAUGCACCUGCCGGUGAGCCCUGUCAAACUCAACAGGACUUCCUCAUUAAUAAACACACAAAGAGCCUUGAUUUUUUUUUCCAACUGCCAUUAAAGUAAUCCUGUAAGAGAGCAGUCCUGUGGUCUUUGGAACAAUCUUCUAUGGACUAUAGGAUUGCUUGGAAAAAACCUUUCCAGGGUCUGAGCUUGGGUGGGGGAGUCAGAAAUGUGACCCUCAUCCCUCCCCUGUCCUCAGCUGGCAUGGAAAACACCAGUCAUUCUCUGAGGUCAGAAAGGCAACUUUGGAGGAGGAGGAAAGGGGGAGGAGACUGAGGAGGGGAGGAUAUGGGAUAUCCCGAGUCUCCCCAGCUUCCUUACCCUACCCAUGAGGUGAACAGGAAAGCCCAUCUGGCAAAACUCACCAAAGGCAGAGGAUGGGGAGGUGAGAACCUUCCCACUCAGCUAGCUGCAAUCUGGCAAGAUACAGGAAUUUUGGAAGCCUCAGAACAUUUCCAAGCAGUGUGAGCACAAUUGAUAGGAUUGCACCCUAGACUACAUAUUUUUUGGUUCUGUCAGAUUUAGUACUUUUAGCCAAAGGAUUGUGCAAAGCAAUACAAACAACUGGAGAUACAUGAGAGUGACAGAUACAAAUUCCCAAGCAUCUCAGUGCCGGAUUACUUAAAGAAAUAAGACUGACCUACUACUUGCCCAUUCAGAUGCUACGCACAUCAGGAGAUACAUCUUUGAUGGUGCCUGACAUUCCAGAGAUCCAGUCCUUGAUGGCACUUUCUGUAAUUCCCUACCACUGGAAAUUAGAUAGGCAACAACCCUCCCCAGUUUUUUGCACCUACUUGGUUUGCCCACCAAGCAUCUCCAGGAAAUUAAUUGUUUUUCAUAUAUUGUAAUAAUUCACAAUAUUUAAGUAUAACUGAGUACUGUAUUGCUUUGUAUAUUGCUCAAAAACUUCUAUUAAUGCAUGUGAUUCAUGAAUAUCAUUAAAUAUCAUUAUUUCAAACUGAUAACAUGCAUAAUUAUGAUCCCCCUGCUUCAGACUGCACCCUAUGAAACUUUCCAUUGAGUUUUCUUUUAAAUGAGAAGCAGCCACAACUAGGGGCAGGGAAAAAGUAAGUGGGAGCUUUAACCUGUCCGUGUCAGUCAUUUUUCCAUCAAACCUACUCCCAACUGCUUUUAAUACUGCACGGAAACACAUACUAUUUUCUGUACCUUUGUCUCUGCAUGAAGAAAAGGAGCUGGGGAGGAGAAUGGGAACUUGGUGGGAAAACAUCAGAAGGAGAAAGAAUUAAGCAUACCAUUACUGGAGAAAGAAUUAAGCAUAUCAUUACUGGCCUACCACUUAAAAGAGCAUCCUUCUUUAGCUGAUUUCAGUUGAAAAACAAAAAGCCCAUCCUCAGGGGAAAAUCACACAAAUAUAGGGCCAGGGUACAAUUUGUAUCCUAAGUGACCAUGUUGUACUUGAGUCACUUGCACAAAACUGCACUGAAAAAUGUUUGCAUUUGUACUAAAAUCAUGGCUUGCUUAAAAGAAGUGGUCACUAUGAUACUCAGGUCCCCAGCUAGUUCUGAUCACAGUUUAAAACAACCCCCUUGCCAGAAUUUUUCAACUACAGGUACAAAUGUGCUGUGGCAUGAACUUUUUGAAGUGAUUACUUCAGCCAAGCAGCCAAUGCCAAAUGAAAGAAAGCAAACCUGUUUCAUUUUCAAAACCAUCAACAUGAAAGUUAAGUGCUAUGCUCAAGGAUAAAGGCCCAAGAAAAAGUGCCAACUCUUCAUUGCCAUACUUUGAUCUGAUGGAAGCCAACAAAUGCCUUGCAAAAUGGCAUGUAUUCUCAGUUGCCUGUCAAAGUGAGACAGACUUAUAAACAAAGCACUUACCUUGAUAAUCUACUGUUCACCACAAGCUGGCAUGCAAGGAACAUGAUGGCCAAGCAAACAUGUACUUGGGAAUGAUGCAACUCUAUGUUACUGUGACACAUAUCCCAGUAAAGUUCUGGCUUUAACCUUUUGGGGCCAGGUUAUUUGAAGGACUCUCUUUACCUAUACAUUCCUGCCCAGCCAUAUGAUCUGCCUCAGUGAUCAUCCCCUGUACCUAUUGCUAUAAUUACUCAGGUUGGCAUGCACAGAAAAUAAGGCCCUCUCAGCGAUAGUCCCAGAAUUUUGGAAAUCCCUUCUUAUAGCGUUUGAUGACCAUUCAGCCUGUUUCUAAUGAUUUCACAAUACCUCUCUUUUUCUACAUGGUGCAUUCAUGUGUGUGUGUGUGUGUAUACAUGAUUAAGAGCAUGAUCCUAAGCAAGCUUAGACAGAAAAAAGACCCACAACUCCCAGUGUACCUGGACAUGCUGAGAACUGCAGGAGGCUUUUCUAUCAUCCAAACUAGGAUUGUACCUUAAGUGAACUGUGAUCCACAGAAGUUCAGGCUGCAUUACAUUUGUUAGUCAAUAAGGUGCUACAAGACUAGUUGCUGUUUUCACGGUGAGAGAUUACCUCUGAGGUUGCUCCCUCACUACAAGGACAGCAUCCUCAGGAGUCAGGUUAAAUUGCCAUCAAAGCUUUUUUUGCCUUACCAAGCCAAGUACCACAGAAACUUUACAAGAAGUCAAAAAUCCAUAUAAAUGCCACUGAGCAGCAAAAAGGAACAAAAACACAAGCAGUAAGAUCUGAGAAGGAAGCAGAACAGCUACAGAACCCAAAGAAUAUGAGGGAGAUGGUAUGGAUAAUUUAAAAAUGUACAGCAGCAACAACAACACACGUAUGUUAAUGCUUGCAAGUGCCUGAGGAACUUCAUAGCCAUGACCUAGUUGUCAUCCUUACAACAACCAUAGUCAGGUAGCAGGGUAAAUCAUAUUUAUCCCCCAUUUCCCAGAUAGUUAGGCAUAGAAUAGAAUAGAAUAAUAGAAAAUAUGCACUCCAGCAAGGACCAAAAUACGAACACAGGAUCCUGGUGGGGACUGAUAUGUAAGAAAUGCAGUGUGAAAGUAAGAACAUGAAAACACAAUAAGAGCUGUUCUUGAUCCAACUGAGGACUCAUCUAUUUGAGCAUCCUCUUCACACAGCAGCCAACCUGCUGUCCCCUGAAUCCCAUAGCAGGAGACAGGUGCAAGACCACCCUCAGGUCCAAUUUCCCCAGCAACUAGUCUACACAGACAUACUGCCUUUGAGACCAUACAUAGCAUAUAGUCCUCAGGACUAGUAGCCAUGGAUAGCAAUCUGCCCCAUGAAUUUGUUAAAGCCAUCCAAACUGGGGGCCAGCACUAUACUUCUAAGUGAAUUUGAUGAAGAUGAGGAUGAGGAUGAUGGUGGUGGGAUUAAACUUUCCAACAGGACACUGAAGUCAGAAAACUAGAAGAGCCAUGCAAAGGUUGCACACACUGCUCUCGUAUUCUUUGCCAUCCCUCUUAGGACAAGGGGGAGGCUAUCAAAGCAAGCCCAAAGUCUCUAAGGAAAGGCAUUUGGGAGGACUUUCCAGUUGGAUGGGAAGAAGCGGACAGUUGGAGAGUAUCGGUGUGUGACUGUCAAAGUGGGUGAGGCAGUGGUGGGAAAACACGGGAUAAGGAUGGAUAAGUUACUGAAAGCCCUGGGGUGAGGUGAGUGUGGCUGGGUGGAGGACAGCACCAGGCUGGGAUGGGGAGAUAACACAGCAAGGAGGCUGGAGGGCUCAAGAGCAGUGGGGAAGGCGGACCCCGUGAGAACACAAGUUCUCAGACAAUGAACUAUGUGGGCCAGAUUGCCGAAACAGUGUUGGGCACUGUGAAGGAGCUAUAUAGGGGUCUGAAUCCAGCUACCUUGACUGGUUGCAUUGAUGUCAUUGUGGUGAGACAGCCAGAUGGUUCCUUGCUCUGUUCCCCUUUCCAUGUACGCUUUGGGAAGCUGCGUGUUCUGCAUUCCAGUGAGAAAGUGGUUGACAUAGAAAUCAAUGGCGAGCCGGUCAAUCUGCAGAUGAAGUUGGGUGAAAAUGGAGAAGCCUUUUUUGUUGAGGAAUCAGAGGAACAAAAGGAGAGCAUCCCUUACUCCUUGUGCACAUCUCCCAUCCCCUCAGAGAAAAGUGCAGAAUCCAAGGACAGAACUUCCAGUUUGUAUGGAAAUCCAGAAGGUUUGGGCUCAGACACAGCUCUUCGUAAGAAAAGAUGGUGCAAGAAGAAGCCAAAAAAGAGGGAGUCAACAACAGACUCAACUUCAGAAGAAGAGGGCACUGAAAGUGAGCGAACUCUUGAGGAGAAGCGGAAAUUGUUGGCUUCCAACCAUACAGUGUAUUACUCACUCACUGAUGUCCCAAAUGAAGGCGCUGGGACCCUGCAAACCAAAGAAGCAUACCCUUACUCGGAUGGAGAAUUGGCUCCCCUGCAGAGCCUUUCGCCCAACUGCUCUUCGGCUCCAAAAAGUGACUCUGAAUUGGAGAUGCGAAAUCCUGAACCAUCAUUUGGCUCUGAAUCCCACCUGCGGUGGUCAUGGGGAAGACUGCCUGAGGUGAGCAAGUCGGACCAAGCAGAAGCAAGAAAGUCCACCACAAGUCUCAUCUCCACCACAACAGGCCUCCCCGCAGCCUCCCCCAUAGCUGUUCCUGUGAGUGAGUCCACUCACUUUGUGGCCAUCUCAGCACACUCAGAAAGUGACUUGGGUAUGGUUGAUUCUGAUGAUGCAUCAGGUUCUCCAGUUACGGCUGAUAUUAGGGUGACUCCAGUCUCUUCUACUGGGGAUGGCCUCCCAGGGGAUGAGGAGCAUUCUCAGAUGAUUAGCAGUGAUCUGAAGAGUGGCCCUGGACCUGCAGGAGUUGUGCAGGGUAUAGCAACAACUACUGAGAACGAAGGAGCAGAACCAGCCAACAAGAUGACUCAGGAGCUGGAUUUCAAAGUGCUCACUUCAGGGAAUACUAGUUUGGCAAAUGAAGAGCCCUGCAGCCACCCAACAUUGAAACAGGAGAAAAGAAGAGGUUCCAUGAAAAGAAACCCCCAUCUGGGACCUACUGACAUUUAUUUGGAAGAUUUGUCAAAUUUGGAUGCGGAGGAGUUAGCACUUUAUUUCCCCAAAAGUGAUGCUGAGCUGAGUGGUCAAGCACAAAAUGAUCCUGGCAGCUUCUCUUGUGCCCAUGUAUUGGGUGGAGCUACUGUUGAUGAUCUGCUGGAGCCUACAACAAACAGUUCGAUGCCUCAUGUCCUCCUGUCCCUCUGUGGAGGUCUUGGGGAUGAUGGGGAAUUAUCUCAUGCUGAGAAGUUUAUGAAGCAUAUAGUUUCCUACCAAGAGUUUGCAGAGAACCCAGCAAUUCUUGAGGACCAAAAUUUGGUGGUAAAGUUCCAGAAUAAAUAUUAUAGUUGGGCAGUCGCAGCUCCCAUGCUCCUCUCCCUACAAGCUUUCCAAAAGAACCUCCCCAAGAGCACCAUUGACAGACUAAUGAAGGAGAAAAUGCCCAAGAAGGGUGGCAGGUGGUGGUUUUCUUGGCGGCGAAGAGAACUUCCAAAUGAGGAGCACGAAGCCACUGCCCAGAAAACCAGCACAGGAGGCAAGCAUAAGAAGGGUUCCUCUGUUAAGGGAAGAGAAGAUGCCUCUUCCAGUGAUGAAUCUGUAUCCUCAAGCCAAGGGAACAGUCCUGUAGCAGAUGCCCUCACACAGAAGUUUCUUCCAAUCUACAAGAAAUCUCUAAGACUCUCUUCAGAGCAAAUUAAAAGCCUGAAUCUGAGGGAUGGGCCCAAUGAGAUAGUAUUCAGUGUGACCACCCAGUACCAGGGCACAUGCCGCUGUGAAGCCACCAUUUACCUGUGGGACUGGUAUGACAAGGUUGUGAUCUCUGACAUUGAUGGGACCAUCACCAGGUCAGAUGCCCUAGGCCACAUCUUGCCACACCUGGGAAAAGACUGGACCCACCAAGGCAUCGUUAGGCUCUUCCACAAAAUUCACCUGAAUGGGUACAAGUUUCUCUACUGUUCCGCCAGAGCCAUUGGCAUGGCACACAUCACCAAAGGAUAUCUAGACUGUGUCAAUGACCAGGGCUGGGUGCUCCCAAAAGGUCCCAUCCUACUGGCUCCUAGCAGCCUCUUUUCAGCCUUUCAUAGGGAAGUGAUUGAGAAGAAGCCAGAGGUAUUCAAAAUUGCAUGUCUAACAGACAUCCGGAAUCUCUUUGGUGCUGACAGGCAGCCCUUCCAUGCUGCCUUCGGGAACAGAGCAAAUGACAUUUAUGCCUACAAGAAAGUGGAGCUUCCGGAAUCCCGGAUAUUCACUGUGAACCCCAAGGGGGAGCUGAUCCAGGAAGUCAUAAAAGUCCAGAAGUCCACAUAUGAUCGACUGGGUGACAUGGUAGAAUUCCUCUUUCCACCUGUUGGAGAGGAUCUGCCCAUCUCUUGUAUGGAAAGACACCCAAGAUCCUUCCUAAGGAACAUGUUCAACUUUCUAUUCCUUGUAUUAGCAAUGGGAAGGAAUAUGAGAAAGUAAGCACUUACUGUAACACUCAGCAAAGAAGGAUGGCAGCAAAUUAUUCUGAGAUAACUCUACAGAUUUUCCUCACUGGAUAUGGGCAACAUUGCUGUGAACUGAAUGAAGACAGAGGAACUGGAUUCAACCCAGGGUACCAAUUUUAGUUCUACCUCACGUAACUGUUGCCACCUUUGUGAACCUGGAUGAAACUUCAAGGCAUUAAGGGGCAGUGUGAUGCGAGCCCUUUGAGCUAUUUAUACUGUGAUGCAUCUGUUCCUCUAUAAUCAUUGCAAUUGGGGCUAAAUGCUAUGCAAGUUCGGCAAUAAAUAUUUUUGAAUAUCUGAA